Molecule: messenger RNA, 1896 nt
Organism: Paramecium pentaurelia
Lineage: Eukaryota; Ciliophora; Oligohymenophorea; Peniculida; Parameciidae
Source: the annotation of a GenBank genome assembly
AUGGGUUCAUAAUGUUGUAAUGGAUAAACUAGAUCUCUUAAUAAUGAGAUAGUCAAUGACAGUAUCAAAAAUAGUUCUUUGUUUAAAUAAUCAAUUCACAGUCUUCCAUUCACAAAUCAAAUGUAAUGCAAUAAUGAUGAAAUAUUGGAGUUAAAAAAAGAAAAUUGCAUGGGACUUCCACUUAUAAGUGAAAAUGCAAGUUAAAUUGAUAAGGAAAAAUAACAAUUUGCACUCUCAUAAUUGACUGUUACUCAAGAUCCUAAAUCAAACAAUAAUUUAGGGAAUUCUUCAGAUCAAUAAAUUCAAGAAGGUUAUUGUUCAAAUCAAUCUCAAUCUACUCCUAUUAAAAGAAAGACUGUAACUUCUAUUGGCACUUUCAAAUUGGGAGCAGAUGUUUUUGUCAAUUUAAAAUAAGGUAGUAUUGGAAAAUUUUAUUCAACUGGAUCAACCUUAGGAGCAGGUGCUUAUGGAAAAGUAUGGAAAGUAACACAUAAAACAACAGGUAUAUACUUUAAUUCAUAAUUAUAAUAGGAUUAAUAAGAGCUAUGAAAUAGAUCAAGAAGUCUUCGUUAAUUCAUGAAGAAUAAUAAAGGUUGUUUGCUGAAAUGAAUAUACUCAAGAAUUUAGAUCAUCCACAUAUUGUUAAACUCUAUGAAUUAUAUUAAGAUUCUUAGAAUUACUAUUUAAUUACAGAGUAUUUGAGUGGAGGUGAACUAUUUGAAAGAAUAAAAGCUAUGACUAUUUUCAAUGAAAAAAAAGCAGCUGAGUAUAUGAGAUAAAUUCUCUCUGCUGUAAUGUAUUGCCAUGAAUAGAAGAUUGUUCAUAGAGAUUUAAAACCUGAAAAUAUAUUAUUGGUUAAUGAUUCCUCAAAUUCACCUUUAAAAAUUAUUGAUUUUGGAACUUCUAGAAAAUACGACCCUUCUAAAAAAAUGACAAAGAAACUUGGAACUGUAAGAAUUAAUUUGAUAAUAUUAUUUUAGCCUUAUUAUAUUGCUCCAGAAGUAUUAAAGUAGGAUUAUAAUGAAAAAUGUGAUAUUUGGUCAUGUGGAGUGAUUCUAUACAUUUUAUUAUGUGGAUAUCCUCCAUUCACAGGAAAAUCAGAAAAAGAAAUUAUGAAAAAGGUAGGAGAAGGUAAAUUUGAAUAUGAUGGUAAUUUCUCAUUUUUAUAUUAAGUGCAGCUGAUGAUUGGAGUUAAAUAUCGAAAGAAGCCAAAAAUCUAAUUAAUAGAAUGUUGCAUGUAAAUCCUAAUUACAGAAUAUCAGCUAAGUAGGCAUUGAAUGAUCCUUGGCUAUUGAAGAAUUGUUCAUAAACAAUUAUCAACAAUAAUGCCAAUCUGAAAGUUCUUUAAAAUCUCUAAAAAUUUUAAGUACUUUUCAACUAUCUAGAUAGGCCAAAUCAAUAUUUUCCUAAGCUGUAUUAUCAUACAUUGCAUUUUAAAUGACUAAUCAAUUAGAAUAAGAUGAAUUAUUAAAAACAUUCCAAAGUCUUGAUAAAAAUAAUGAUGGAAUAUUAUCUAAGGAGGAAUUGAUUGAAGGAUACAAUAUUAUUUAUUAAGAUAAAGAGAAAGCAGAGUAAGAAGUUAUUAAGAUAUUAUAAUUGAUAGAUUUAAAUCAAAGUGGUUAAGUUGAUUUUUCAGGUAUUAUAAUAAAAUUUUUAUAUUUAGAAUUUUUGAUGGCAGCUAUGAAUUAAGAAAAGUUAGUUUCUUUAUAGAAGGUCAAGGCAGCAUUUAAAGUGUUUGAUGCAAAUGAUGAUGGCAAGAUCUCUAAAUAAGAAUUAGAAUUAAUGAUAGGAACUUUGGAUUAAGAAUUAUGGGAAUAAAUUCUUGAAGAAUGCGAUGCUCAAGAAUAUAUAACAGAAAAAUAAUUUAUUAAUAUCUUACUUAAUUAAAAAAUUUGA